UGAAGAGUAAGUGAAGCUUUUCUCUGCUGUGGCAGAUUCUUUUCAGUGGUAAUUUAUAUCCAGGGUUAAUUAAAAAAAUAGCAAGCACUGCCCACAUGCCCUGAGGAGUUUGCUAUCCAUCACUGUUGUCAGUGAAGGUUUCCAUUACAGCAGUCACAGAUGGCUGAGCAGGGGAGGAUAGUCAUGCCGACUGUCGGAGCAACGGGCGACAGGGGACGACUGACCAGCAACAAAAUCUACAAUACUUCUUACAGAGCUUCUUAUGGUGCAACUGUCACCAAUGCAGACAGGGUGAACUUCAAUGCUCACCUUGGACGUCCAAGUGGGACAGGCUUCACAGCGAACCAUAGGCCAGCUGUAUAUUACAGACCCAGUUUGGACCAUAUUGACAACCCUCAGUUUGGACUCCUGUUAUCUGACAGUUUCAUGUCUCAAACCAAGCGGCAUUACCAGCCUCACAUCCGGACCGAUAGUUCGACGUCUUUGCCAAACCUCGUUAACAGACCCAGAGAGAGCGGCUUCCAUCAGCUGAGGAAUCAGCCCAAAACAGAGACUGUGGAGAAGAAGACAGAAUACCAAAGAUUGUUUGUGCCCCAUCGUCUCACAUCAGCAGCUGCAAAGAACCACAUGACUGUGGGUCCAAAAGGAGAAACUGGUUUCACUGAGGGAACAGACCUUCAACUGAACACAUUUCAGGAUAAAAAAAGCUGCAUGGUUGAACCUCGCCAGACACACAACUCACUGAUGAAAAGUGACUUUGUGCCACCAACAUUUCUGCAGGGCACUGAGGCGACACCGAGCCUGCGCAGCCAUUCUUCACGAGAAACAGGAUACACUCGAGGUACCUUGGCUCCUUUGGCCUGCCCAACCUCCCUUCUGCCAUCACCUGAGACUAAAAUUAAUACACCGACUCAGAGGAUGAUUGGGAAAAAGGAGCCUUCUGGGUCUCUUCUCAAUGCUCCAAACAACCAAGCUUUCCCUAGCACACCUUUUGACUGUUCCCACUUCACUACCCACUAUAAGAGCACGUUCUGUCAUCAUGCUGAUCUUGAAAAGUUGAGAUCUGGCCACACCGGUGCCGGCAUCAUCAACUCUAAAAUGGACAACGGCUACAAUCGUCGGGACAUGGACAGGUUCAUCUUCAGGGGCUAGACCUUCACACAACUAUGUGGCUACUCAUUAUAAAAAUAAAAUAUGGUGUUUCUUGGUGACACAUUA
Molecule: messenger RNA, 1218 nt
Organism: Thunnus maccoyii (southern bluefin tuna)
Lineage: Eukaryota; Metazoa; Chordata; Actinopteri; Scombriformes; Scombridae
Gene: saxo4
Product: protein phosphatase 1, regulatory subunit 32
Exons: 12
Coding region: 160-1152 (330 amino acids)
Molecular function (GO): phosphatase binding
Source: RefSeq, a predicted model, not a curated record